Molecule: messenger RNA, 783 nt
Organism: Aspergillus caelatus
Lineage: Eukaryota; Fungi; Ascomycota; Eurotiomycetes; Eurotiales; Aspergillaceae
Exons: 2
Coding region: 62-697 (211 amino acids)
Biological process (GO): proton transmembrane transport
Cellular component (GO): plasma membrane
Molecular function (GO): voltage-gated proton channel activity
Source: RefSeq, a predicted model, not a curated record
GAAAACAUCCCUUGACCUCCAGAACAAAUCUGGGCAUACAAGAAUUGUAGAAUCGAAUACCAUGGCCUCUCCUCCCGAUCCCUUACUCCACGAGCACCGUUCCAGAUCUAACCGAGAGCGACAGAUAUAUCUGCCAGAGGAAGAACGACAACUUCCCCUCAUCGCACGGUGGCGACGGGCCGCGCGGGACUUCUUAUCGUCGCGACGAGGUCAUUAUCUCAUCCUGCUGCUCGUUUCCGUCGAUGUCGCUUGUACCUUUGCCGAUUUUCUAAUCGAGUUACAUGUCUGUGAGUUAACGAAAAAUGGUUCUUAUGUAGCCGCCGGCUGGGGUGUCACUCAAGAGGUACUCGCGAUUAUCGGCUUGGUAUUUUCGUGUCUCUUCAUGCUGGAAUUGAUGAUUACUGUAUUCAGUUUUGGAAAGGGCUACUUCUCAUCCAAGUUCCACGUCUUCGAUGCACUUGUGAUUAUUGUCGCAUUCGGGGUCGACGUUGCUCUUCAUGGCAUAGAGGAAGAACUGGGGUCUCUGAUCGUGGUCCUUCGGUUAUGGCGUGUGUUCAAGAUCAUUGAGGAGCUUGAGUCAGCGAAUGAAGACACGCUGGAGGAGUAUGAGCACGAAAUCGAGAGACUUCGGCAGGAGAAUACUUAUCUUCGCCAGAGACUUAAUGCGUCUUUCGAUAAUGCUGAUCCAAUGGAUUAGAGUGUUGAUCCUAGUGGACACCGUCGAUAGUAAUACCGCAAACCUGGAUUGAAGCUCUCUAAAUAUAAAUGUAUACGCAAGUAAGC